Symbiodinium necroappetens is the source of this 222-nucleotide messenger RNA. The record is from the annotation of a GenBank genome assembly. NCBI's taxonomy places the organism in Eukaryota, Dinophyceae, Suessiales, Symbiodiniaceae.
GCUGAUCGGCAUGGAGAACACCGCUGACAAGAAGGAGGACUACAAGACUUUCUACAUGAAGUCCAAGUACCGACAGGACACUUACCAGGUGAUGAAGCACAUGAAGAUCUCCGCCUCUUUAGACAAGGGGACUCCUAACAUGGAGAAGUGGAACACCCGGGUGAAGAAGGAGAUGAACGACUGGUUGGCCUUGUACCGACGGCAGAAUCUAUCCGUCGGAAG